Nerophis lumbriciformis (worm pipefish) is the source of this 771-nucleotide messenger RNA. The record is from RefSeq and is a predicted model, not a curated record. NCBI's taxonomy places the organism in Eukaryota, Metazoa, Chordata, Actinopteri, Syngnathiformes, Syngnathidae.
AUGGUUGAUCCGCUUUCAUCUUUUCGUCUCGACGGUAAGGUCGUCAUUCUGACGGGGGCGAGCUCGGGACUCGGGGCCAGGUUUGCUCAGGUAUGUGAUGCCGCCGGUGCAUCGCUCGUGCUCGCGGCCCGUCGACUCGAGCGACUCGAAGACCUCGCGAGCACCCUCACCAACGCCGUUUCCGUCCGCGCGGACUUCGCCAGCGACGAAGCCGCACCGGCAUGCAUCGAGGCGGCACUGUCACAAUUCGGAGCGAUCGACGUCGUGGUCAACAACGCGGGAAUCAGUCGGACGGUCAAGGCGAUCGACGACACGGUAGACGGGUUUCGCGACGAACUUCAGAUCGACCUUGUGGCGCCGUAUGACCUCGCUGCCCGAUCGGCCAAGUGGAUGAUCGAGAACGAGCGACCCGGAUCUGUCAUCAACAUCGCCUCAGUUCUCGGCCGUGUUGCCGGCGGACCACUCCCGCUUCCCGGCUAUGCCGCUGCAAAGGGCGGGCUGGUGCAGCUCACCCGCGAGCUUGCAAGCGAGUGGGCCCGAAAGGGAAUUCGGGUGAACGCCAUCGGGCCGGGCUGGUUCGAAUCGGAGAUGACCCAGGACGCAAUGUUCGACGACGAACGGGGUCAGGAGUUCAUCAGGCGAGGGGCGCCGAUGGGUCGAGCCGGACAAGUACACGAGCUCGAUGGGGCGUUGCUAUUCCUCGCCAGCGACGCCAGCACAUACGUCACAGGUCAAACGCUCUUCGUCGACGGUGGCUGGACGAUCGUUUGA